Paraphaeosphaeria sporulosa is the source of this 1180-nucleotide messenger RNA. RefSeq lists its product as uncharacterized. Bases 171 to 1007 code for a protein of 278 amino acids. The record is from RefSeq and is a predicted model, not a curated record. NCBI's taxonomy places the organism in Eukaryota, Fungi, Ascomycota, Dothideomycetes, Pleosporales, Didymosphaeriaceae. The transcript has 2 exons.
CACCGCCGAGGUGAUUGACGAGCACACCAUUUCCAUCACGCAUUGCUACCAAGCUUUAAUAAUUUUACAUACAGCGCGCCGCUACAACUCGGAACUGAUAGUUUCAUACCUGCAGCGCAUAGCUUCAUCUCUAGAUCUUUUGUUCACAUUGCACGUCGUCUUUCUACAUUAUGGCCCACAACGUCCUCCUCAUCGGUGGCCACGGCAAGAUCGCCCAGCUCCUGACGCCUCUUCUACUUGCACGGUCAUGGAAUGUUACGAGCAUGAUCCGUUCAGCAGACCAGACAGCUGCUAUUGAGAAGCUUGGUCAAGGUCAGCCGGGCAAGCUCAGCGUCCUAGUUAGCAGCGUCGAAGACGUGCAGACAGAGAGCGACGCUCAGAAAAUAUUGGACCAGGUGAAACCCGACUGGGUUGUCUGGAGUGCUGGUGCUGGCGGCCGAGGUGGCCCCUCUCGAACCAAGGCCGUGGACCAGGACGCCGCUGUUGCGUUCACCAAAGCCAGCAUUCACGCUCCCAGCAUCAAGAAGUUCCUUACUGUGUCCUACAUAGCAUCCCGCCGCAACCGCGCCCCUUGGUGGACGGAUGCGGAUUGGGAAGCAGCGCAAAAAGUGAACAAUGAGAUCUUGCCGCAUUAUUACAAGGCCAAGGUCGCUGCCGACGAAGUCUUGACGGUGCUUGCGAAAGAGCGAUUCGACGCAGAAGCGAAAAAGGGCGUGCCCGAGAAUGAGCGCUUUGCUGGAAUUAGUUUGAGACCAGGAACUUUGACUGAUAAGCCGGCUGGUGGCGUCACCGUCGGAAGAAUACCCUCUCGUGGUGACACUAGCCGCGCUACGGUCGCAGAGACGGUGGUCGCUGUCUUAGAUACGGAGGGUGCAAAGGGAUAUAUCGACGUUCUUGAUGGCGACGAAGACACUGUUGGGGCAAUCAAGCGACUUGUCAAGGAGGGCAUCGAUAACGUGGAGGGCGAGGAUUUUGAGGAUCAGAAGAAGAGAGCUUCCCAGCUAUGAUGACGCGAAGUCCCUGUUAAAGCAGUCUUAAACGUCGUCGCAGGCAUAAAAUGUAACACGGGAUCAACUCUAUCAUUGAUACAGCUAUGACCCACAAAAUGAUAACUGGAUCACUGAAAGGGCUUCACGUAGUGGUAAAUGAAAGGCUUGUUCGACCCUCUGAUACUCAUCAA